AUGAAUAACCUUUCGUCCAAUACAACAGCGUCCUAUUAUCUAUGGUCGACCGAUAAAAAAAUUCGAAUAUUUAUAUUAACAAUUAUAAUGUGUAUAACUUUAAUUGGCAAUAGUUAUAUUAUAUUUAAAUUACUUUGUAAUCGUCGACAUCGAACGCGUUUACAAUUGUUCAUACUUAAUUUAGCUAUUGGAGAUUUAACAAUAUGUUUAUGUACAAUGACAUCUGAAUUAUUUCUUUUAAUUUUUGAUCAACAAUGGAUUUUAGGAAAUGUUGCAUGUAAAUUAACACUCUAUAUUCAAGUGGUUACACUUGCUUCAACAACAUUCAUUAAUGUUGCGAUGACUUAUGAUCGAUAUGAAGCCGUUUGUUGUCCACUUCAAUCUCGUAUAACUUUUCGUCGUGUACGUCGUAUUAUACUUAUAUGUUGGUUAAGUUCAUUGAUAACAGCUAUACCUCAAUUGUUUAUAUUCGAACAAAGUUUUAUUCCAGGAAGUUCAACGAAAUAUCAAUGUGCUAGUACAGGCUAUACAGCUGAAUGGCAACGCCGAAUUUAUUUUACCACAUUUGCUUCUUAUGUUCUUGUUAUACCAGCUUUUUGUAUGACAAUAUGGUAUAUAAAAAUAAUAAAUGUUGUUACAUUAUCAACACAUACGUGGAUGCCAAAAGUAGAAGACCAAUCAACAACAGCAACAUCAAUCGUUUCAUCUUCGGGAGCAUCCUUAGCCAAAGUUAAAACAGUUCACUUGGCUAUGACUAUAAUCAUCGUAUUUGUGGUUUGUUGGACACCUUAUAUGGUCUUAACUUUAAUUGAAGUCUAUUCUAAUCGUUAUUGGCGUAUACCAUCAUGGCUUGAUGGAGUUUUACAAACAAUAUCUUUAGCACAAAGUAGUUUCAAUCCAUUUAUUUAUAUAAUAUUUAAUCAUAGAAGAAAACGUUCGUCAACCAUAGUUCUUGCGUUAGGACGAACAAGUAUACAAAUAUCUCGAACUAAAAGUCGUCGAAAGUGA
Messenger RNA from Rotaria socialis, 1008 nucleotides. Lineage: Eukaryota; Metazoa; Rotifera; Eurotatoria; Philodinida; Philodinidae. The record is from the annotation of a GenBank genome assembly.